AAAGAGACCCACCCCCACCACUGUUGAACCUUUUGGGGAAGAGGGUAGGAGAGCCCAAGAGACUAAAAAGUAGAAAUAGAAAAGAGAAAACACAAAAAAACAUAUGCACUUAUAGCAUCAUGGCACAUAUAAGUCACAUAUACAACUACCACUACUACUACUACUAUACUAGUGGAUCUCUCUGCAUAUGGCGUUGUUUCUGUCAAUCACUCUUUCCAGUCCAUCUCUGCUAGCAUUAGCUAUUUCACACGCUCCCAAGUACACCCAUAACCCAUCUUAAGUCUCAAACACACACUCUCUUUCUCAAAAAAAUAACCCAAACCCCACAAACAGUUUCAUCAGCUCCUCACCACUAUAAUGGCAGCAACGGCUACUUUCUUCUUCUUCUUCUUCCUUUUUCACUUCACGGCGAUCUCAACCUUUGCACAACACAGUGCCGAAACUUUGUCAGAGAUCCAAGCAUUGAUGUCCUUUAAGGCCAAUCUCCACGACCCACUUGGCGUUUUAGACGGCUGGGAUUCUUCCACGCCGUCUGCACCUUGUGACUGGCGUGGCAUUGUUUGUUUCAACAACCGAGUCCGCGAGCUCCGUUUACCUCGUCUCCAACUCGGUGGUCGACUCACUGACCAACUCGCUAACCUACGUGAGCUUCGAAAACUCAGCCUCCACUCCAACCACCUCAACGGUUCUAUACCUUCCUCUCUGUCCCAAUGCUCUCUCCUACGUGUCGUUUACCUUCACUACAACUCACUCUCCGGGACUCUCCCACCUUCCAUUGUUUCCAACCUCACAAACCUUCAAAUCCUCAGCCUCGCUCACAACCUCCUCUCCGGUAAACUCUCCAACGACAUGUCGUUUAGCCUCAGGUUCCUCGAUUUAUCCUCCAACUCUUUCUCCGGCGAAAUACCCACAAACUUCACCGUGAAAUCUCAGCUCCGACUCAUCAAUUUCUCUUACAACUCUUUCUCUGGUCAAGUACCAGCAAGUCUCGGAGAGCUUCAACAGCUUGAGUAUCUCAGCCUCGACUCGAACCAGUUGUAUGGUACUCUACCUUCGGCUGUUACAAACUGUUCCUCACUGAUUCAUCUGAGCGCCGAAGACAACGCGCUUAAGGGCCUAAUCCCAGCGACUAUCGGAGCGAUACCAAAGCUUCAAGUGCUAUCAUUAUCACACAAUGAACUCUCAGGUUCGGUCCCCACAACUCUGCUUUGUAAUAAUAACUACUCGUUUUCACUUAGAACGGUUCAGCUUGGGUUUAAUGCGCUCACGAGCAUGGUUAAGCCGCCAAACAAUGGAACAUGUUUCAGUGUUUUGGAGGUCUUUGACGUUAAAGAAAAUCACGUACGUGGUGUGUUUCCGACGUGGUUGACUAACGUGACCACGUUGAAGGUUCUAGAUCUUUCUGGAAACUUCUUUUCCGGUAUGUUACCUUUUGAGGUUGGAGGGCUUUUGAGGUUACAGGAGCUUAGAGUUUCGAAUAAUUCACUUACUGGUGUGAUUCCUAGUGAGAUUGUCAAAUGUAGUACUUUACGGGUACUUGAUCUUGAAGGGAACAAGUUUUCGGGUUCGGUUCCUGGGUUUUUGGGUGGUCUAAGGAGCUUAAAGGUGUUAUCUUUGGGAAGUAAUAUGUUGUCUGGUUCGAUUCCAAUGGAACUUGGAACUUUGUUCGAGCUUGAAAUGUUGAAUUUGAAUGAUAAUAAUCUCACUGGGAAUGUACCGGAAGAGAUAAUGAAACUCAGUAAUUUGAGUUCUUUGAAUCUUAGUAAUAACAGGUUAUCGGGUGGUGGUGAAGUAUUGUUGAAUAUUGGGGGCUUAAAAAACUUGCAGGUUCUGAAUUUGAGUCAUUGUGAGAUUUCAGGAAGAGUUCCUGCGAGUGUUGGGAAUUUGAUGAAGCUAGCAGUUCUUGAUUUGAGUAAGCAAAACCUUUCUGGUGAGUUGCCGGUUGAGCUUUUUGGGUUACCGAGUUUGCAAGUUGUUGCUCUUGAAGAUAACCACUUGUCUGGGAAUUUUCCUGAAGGUUUUAGCAGCUUGGUUAGUCUACAAUAUUUGAACCUCAGUUCCAAUGCAUUCACUGGUGAGAUUCCAACAACCUAUGGAUUUCUUCAAUCAUUACUUGUUCUCUCCGCAUCACACAAUCAAAUUUCGGGUAUAAUUCCUGCAGAGCUUGGUAAUUGUUCUGAUCUUCAAGUACUUGAGUUUCGCUCUAAUCGUUUGGAGGGACAAAUACCAAGUGCUAUUUCUCUGUUAUCUCGUUUGAAGGGGCUUGAUUUGGGUCAAAAUAAUUUUACAGGUGAAAUCCCAGAUGAGCUCUCCAAGUGCUCGUCUCUGACUUCUCUGUUAUUGGAUUCAAAUAACAUUUCAGGCCACAUACCAGAUUCGUUGUCGAAGCUAUCAAACCUAUCAAUGUUGAAUCUUUCCUCAAACAGAUUGAGCGGAGCCAUUCCUUCAAGUCUUUCACGUAUUUCUGGUUUGAAAUACUUGAAUUUGUCUAGUAAUGAUCUUGAAGGUGAAAUUCCGAAAACGUUGAGUUCUCAGUUCAAUGAUCCUACUGUGUUUGCAAUGAAUAGGAAGCUAUGUGGAAAGCCCUUGGGUAGAGAGUGUGCAAAUGUAAGGAGGAGAAAGAGGAAGAGGCUAAUUCUAUUUAUUGGUGUGGCUAUAGCUGGAGCAUUCCUCUUGACCUUAUGUUGUUGUGGCUAUAUCUACAGCCUCUUACGUUGGCGCAAGAAGCUUAGAGAAGGAGCAGCUGGGGAGAAGAAGCGAAGCCCAGUGUCUGCAGGAUCAGGAGGCGAAAGGGGAAGUCGAGGAAGUCGUGGAAGUGGUGAAAAUGGAGGACCAAAAUUGGUGAUGUUCAAUAACAAGAUUACAGUUGCAGAGACAUUGGAAGCAACAAGACAAUUUGAUGAGGAAAAUGUCCUUAGCCGGGGAAGAUAUGGGCUUAUAUUCAAAGCAACAUUCCAAGAUGGAAUGGUGCUAGCAGUUCGUCGCCUUCCUGAUGGUUCAAUCGAUGAAGGCACAUUUCGUAAAGAAGCAGAAUCAUUAGGCAAAGUAAAGCAUCGAAACCUAACAGUUCUUCGAGGCUACUAUGCAGGAGCACCCGAUGUAAGGCUUCUUGUUUACGACUACAUGCCUAAUGGAAACCUUGCCACUCUCCUCCAAGAGGCUUCUCACCAAGAAGGCCAUGUGCUCAAUUGGCCAAUGCGUCACCUCAUUGCACUUGGCAUUGCUCGCGGGCUAGCAUUCUUGCACUCAGUCUCAAUGGUUCACGGCGAUAUCAAGCCACUAAAUGUCCUCUUUGAUGCUGAUUUUGAAGCCCAUUUAUCCGAAUUCGGGCUAGACAAACUAACCAUAGCAACACCAGCCGAGGCAUCCACAUCAUCCACCCCAAUUGGUUCCUUAGGCUAUGUAUCACCAGAAGCAGCAUUAACAGGACAAGCAACAAGAGAGGCAGACGUUUACAGUUUUGGGAUCAUAUUGUUGGAAAUACUCACAGGAAGGAAGCCAGUUAUGUUCACACAAGAUGAAGACAUUGUGAAAUGGGUGAAAAGGCAAUUGCAAAGAGGCCAGAUCUCAGAACUACUUGAGCCAGGCUUGCUUGAGCUAGACCCAGAGUCAUCAGAAUGGGAAGAAUUCUUGUUGGGUGUGAAAGUAGCGUUGCUUUGCACAGCACCUGAUCCACUUGAUAGGCCAUCCAUGGCUGACAUUGUAUUCAUGCUUGAAGGCUGUAGGGUAGGACCAGAAAUUCCUUCCUCAGCUGAUCCCACCACAGUUCCUUCACCAGUUGGAGAAUCUUAAUUUGUGUCCAAUUUUUCUAAACCACCAUUAUUUGAAAUUGUUUCAUGAUUUAUGUUUUGUAACCAUGUAAUUUUAAUUCCUUAUUAAUCUCUGAUUGGGUUUUUUUUCACUCA
Molecule: messenger RNA, 3905 nt
Organism: Quercus robur (English oak)
Lineage: Eukaryota; Viridiplantae; Streptophyta; Magnoliopsida; Fagales; Fagaceae
Product: probable LRR receptor-like serine/threonine-protein kinase At4g36180
Exons: 1
Coding region: 358-3792 (1144 amino acids)
Biological process (GO): protein phosphorylation
Molecular function (GO): receptor serine/threonine kinase binding; protein kinase activity; ATP binding
Source: RefSeq, a predicted model, not a curated record